AAAAAAAACAACUACGAACCGAGCGGCCAAUUGGCGCGUUAUCACCUGGGCCGACUGCUGGUACUGGCAACCCAAAACAGCUGUGAUUUAGUCAUAGUCGAAACGUUGCCGAGUUCACCCAACUUCAAACGUCUCUGUCGCCUCUUUGCACGGUCGCGUCGCGUAACAAUCAACAAAAAACAUCAACAAUAAAUGCCAAUUUAUAUAGUGGUGCAAAGUGCUUAAGAAAUGUUCAAAUGUGUGUGGUUUGUGUGGCUCUUGUGGGCCGUUUCAUGUAGACUCACCGCGAGCCAAAUUAUACCGCUGCCAACGUUCUGCCAGCAGGUGGACCAGCAGUGCAGCUGCGCGGCCGAGGCUAAUGUGGUGCGAUUCCACUGCCCCGACGAGUACGCCCUGCUGCUGGAGAUGUCCGAGCUGGGUGCCUCGCUCUACGUUAGCUACUACGCCGUGGACGGCCUGCACUGGCUACCGCGCUUCAACAUCACCGAGCUGGUAAAGAUCGAGUUUGACGCGUACAUUUUUUGGCCGGAGAACUUCAUCGAGGAUCUGUUGGACGGCCUCGGAGUGGAGACGGUGACUACCAUGCGCUUUCGCGAUCGCACCUCGGAGACGGUGGUCACAAAGGAUCUGUUCAAUGCACCCGAUCAGCUGGAUAGCACCGCCGCUCCGGGCAACAUCUCAACGUGGUUGUUUGGCGCUGUGCCCGGACUGAAGAAGCUCAAGUUUGUCAGCGAUGUCAAGCAGCUGCAGGAAACGAUCUUCGGGGCCUUUGACAGCCUCACCGAUCUGGAUCUCUCUGUGAAUGUACAGUUUUUGCCGGGCAAUUUGCUCUCCUCGGUCACAGGUAGCCUGGAGACGCUGACCAUUGAGAGUCCCAGCAUGGUGCAGUUCCAGGCACCGCUGCUGCGUGAGCUCCAGCAGCUGCGCAAUCUCAGCCUGCAGCUGACGAAUCCCCAACGUGGGCGCAACGACGAGCUGCAGCCGCAUCUGUUCAGCUCCAUGAAGCAGUUGGCGGAGGUGCGUCUAUUUCAGGCCACCGGCCAUGUCAACAGAAGAAUGUUCAGAGGCAGCGAAAAGUUGCGUCUGAUCCGUAUCAAUGGCAACUACGAUCUCGAAUCGCUGCCGGGACAACUGUUCGGAGAUCAGGCGAACUUGAGCGUACUGGACCUCUCCUGUAACGGGCUGAGCAGGCUCUCCGAACAGGUCUUUUAUGGCCUGGGAAAUCUCACAGUGUUGGAUCUAUCCAAAAAUAGACUCACGAAUUUAUCAAGCACAAUAUUUAUUCCACUCACCUCGCUAAAUGUGUUAGUCUUGAACAAAAACUCACUGACUGCCCUGUCGCCGAGUGUGUUCAGGGAUGUGCGCAGCCUAAACUUUAUUGACAUGACGAAUACCCAGUUCUAUGGAGCUACGCUGGUGAUGAGCUUUGAGGCGAUUGUAUGCACCAACGAUGAGACGUGCCAGUACAAGUCGGAGGAAUGGCAGUGCGAUCAGCGCUGCAUCUGCUGGGUGCAGCGAAACUCACGCAAACUGAUCGUGGACUGUCGAGGCACCAGCCUCGCGGAGCUGCCCGUCCUACCCCACACAACGCUCGUGAGCACCGUGGUGAAGGUGAGCAACAACAGUCUGACACAUCUGCCUGCGUCCAGCCAGCAUGCAGGCUAUGCCAAUGUCAGUGCCCUGCUGUUGGGCGACAAUCAGAUUACCAGCCUGGGCACGGGAGCGCAGCUGCCCGUCAAUCUGAGCUACUUGGAUGUGCGCCGCAACCAGAUUAGUGUCGUCAGUGAGGAGUUCAUCACAUUCCUGCAGCAGGAGAACAACUCGAUGACCAUUUCGUUGUCGGGUAAUCCGCUAAUCUGCGACUGCGACGCCCUGCCGCUGCUCUUCUUUGUGCGAACGAGUCCCCAGCGUGUAGACGACAUUGGGGAUCUGCAGUGCAGUCGCCAGAACAAGGCUCUGCAGCAGAUGGACGCCUUUGAGCUAUGCCCCUCGUACGUGCUGCUCAUCAGCUGCAUUGUGGGCGGCCUGGUGAUUGUCGUCUGUCUGAUUAGCGUGUUCUACCUCAUGUUCCAGAUGGAGCUUAAGAUUUGGCUGUACAACAACAAUCUGUGCCUGUGGUGGGUCUCCGAGGAGGAGCUGGACAAGGACAAGACCUACGACGCGUUCAUUUCCUACUCGCACAAGGACGAGGAGCUGAUUAGCAAGUUGCUGCCCAAGCUGGAAAGCGGGCCACAUCCCUUCCGCAUAUGUCUGCACGAUCGCGACUGGCUGGUGGGUGACUGCAUACCGGAGCAGAUCGUGCGCACCGUCGACGACUCCAAGCGGGUGAUCAUCGUCCUGUCGCAACACUUCAUCGAUUCAGUGUGGGCACGCAUGGAGUUCCGCAUCGCCUACCAGGCCACGCUGCAGGACAAGCGCAAGCGCAUUAUCAUCAUCCUCUACAGGGAGCUAGACAACAUGAACGGCAUCGACAGCGAGCUGCGUGCCUACCUCAAGCUUAACACCUACCUCAAGUGGGGCGAUCCGCUCUUCUGGAGCAAACUCUGCUACGCCCUGCCCCACAAUCGACGCGUCCUCAAGGGCCAAAAGAAACACGCAGGCCCGCUCGUCUGAGCAUUGGACAUGUACACAUUUACUGUACUUUGUGGCUGCUCUACGUGGGUCCUAAUGAGCGUUUCUUCCCCCACCGAUCCAGAGAGUCAUCAGUUCCACGCGAGGACUGUAGACUGUGACAAAAGCUUGGAGAAUACCCUGAACCUGUAUCCCAAAAUGAGAUUCUAUUCGUUUGAUUUUCACAGAAAAUGACGUCGAGUGAUAACAAAUCAUUUAUAUAAAUAAUAAUAAUAA
Messenger RNA from Drosophila subobscura, 2847 nucleotides. RefSeq names its product protein toll. Gene Ontology annotation, biological process: innate immune response; toll-like receptor signaling pathway. Lineage: Eukaryota; Metazoa; Arthropoda; Insecta; Diptera; Drosophilidae. The transcript is spliced from 2 exons. Bases 229 to 2613 code for a protein of 794 amino acids. The record is from RefSeq and is a predicted model, not a curated record. Gene Ontology annotation, molecular function: transmembrane signaling receptor activity; protein binding. Gene Ontology annotation, cellular component: membrane.